GCGCUCUCGUCACGUGGUACACCGCCCGGCGGGCCUGAAUAUGCGCACGCUCACGCAAGAAAAGGUGGAGGCCGGUGUUAGACGACUUCUGUUUGUUCUUGCAUCUUUUGGAGGUUUACCUGAGCAUUUCAUCAGAGUGUACCAAGGGCUUUUUUUGGCUUGGAGCAGUCACAGCCUAACACAGCACGAGAAAGCUGCAAGAAACGAGUAGUUACUGCAUUCUCAGGAAAACAGCAAUGUGAUUGUGAAAGUCAUCUGAAGGCAAAGACCCCCUUAGAAUGUGAACCCCCAGCAUCUGAAGAGGAUUUCUCCUGCAGUCCUGGUGCUAAAAAAGUGGAAAUGGAUGAAGUGUAUCUUGAAGGAGAGACCACACUGGCUAACAGUUCCCUUGAAGGGUCUGCAGAAUCAUGCAGAAGUAAAAGUAGUAAAACAGAUAUAACAAUCAAACCCUGUAAAGUGCUCUUGAGAAAUAUUUUCUGUGAAUUAAAACCUUCCCACAAAUAUUGUUUAAUACCCCCAAAGACAAAGAAAUUGUCACAGAAAACAAGAAAUGCAAAAAAGAUUGUUCAUUCUAAAAUGCUUCAAGUUGUCUUGUGUGACUUGUUGGAUAGACACUGCAUUAAAAUAACAGGGAACCAUCCCAAUCCUGCUACUCUGCCAGAAAGCAAAAAAGUGAACAAGAUGGACAAUGACUUGGUUUUGAAUAAUUCUGCAAAAAUACUAAGUAAGGAAACAAAAAGUGCUAAUGACAUUAAAAAAGCAGAAAGAGUAGCCAGUUUUCCAGAUAUCUCCAUGCUGUGUGAUAAUAUUUUAAGCAAGUUUUAUUCUAUAAAAUCAAACCUUGAAAAUUCUGCUACAGGCUCUUGUCGUGCUGAAGAGAAUAAAAAAGAAGCAAAGCAUUUACAGGAAGAUCCUAUACCUCUUCCUGAAACACAGAGCACUGUGUCUUUUGAACCCACUAAAGAGUGUAUGGAACAUGGAAAAACGUUGAUUGAACAAACAGAGAGGAAAGAAUCAUCUCGCAGAACAGAUUUGCCUGGAUCUAAAUAUUCAGGAGAAACUUCUAUUGAUAGUACUAGUCAGCCCAGCAGAAUAAAUAAGAUACCUAUAUCUGAUAGUUGCUCAUUUGAGCUUGAAGGGAAUGGAACUGUAAAUAUUGGAGUUCCCAUAUGUGCCACUUGUGAAGAAAAUAUGUUCCAGAAGAUGCAGAAUGGAGAUCACAGCAGUGAGGUUUCACUGUCAGAAUGCCAGUCAUUUCCAGAUGAUGUUGCAAAUAUCAAGCACACUGAGGCCAGGCAAGAAACCGUGCUAAAUGAUAGAGAGAUCAGCAAUGCAGAAGAACGUGGGAAUUCUCAACCAGCUGAAGAAGGUCUUGCAGGGGAGGAAGACCAGCUCCUGCUCCGUCAGUCUCAUGGUGUGCAAACAGUCUUCUAUGAAUUCUCUGACUCAACAGUCAAACUCCUUGGAACUCCCAAAAAUAGCUCUGUAAUGCUCGAUUUGGAUCGGCUUAUAGAACUGGAGGAUUCUUCAGAUUCCAAGGAAGGGCAAGGCAGCAGCACAUCUCUGAUUAAAGAAAAUCAAGGCAGCCCAUAUUCAACAGAGCUGACCUGGCACCAGUCUUUAUAUUCAGACGAUACCACAGCAAGGAAGAGAUCCAGCAGGCGACAGAUUAUCAGCUCUAAACUAUCUGAAGAAGAGAGCCGCAUUAAAGUUAUUAAUGCCUUGAGGGAGGUCCUACAGAAAAGGUUGGAUGAUUCUCCUGACCUCAGUGUGCAAGAAAAUACCGUUCUGAGGAUAGCAAAGAAAGUGGAGAAGGCACUCUUCAACCUUUCUUGCUGUGUUGACCAACAUUACAAAAACAAGUAUCGCAGCUUGCUUUUCAACCUGAAGUCUGCAAGAAAUCAGCAGCUUUUCUGCAAGGUGAUUCUUGGGGUGAUCUCUCCAAAGAGGCUGGUUCAGAUGAAUGCUCUAGAACUGGCACCUGAGGACCUUGCAGAGUGGAGAGCCAGCAAGAGAAAGCAUGCACUAGAAGUUAUAGAGAAAGAAGAACGAGAAGCGCCGAGGUGUUGCCUCACAAAAUUCACUCACAAAGGAAUCAUAGAGAUAGACAGAGAUACAGACGAGGAUUUGAUGUUCCAAGAAAUAUCUGGAUCACAGUUGCCUGAAGAUGAGAACUCUCAUCUUGAAGCUCCUGCAGCAUCUAUGAAGGACUCUAGAAAUAACCACAAAAGUCACAUGUCAGAUUUUGACUGCUUGAGGGACACUGGACAGAUGGCUGCUGACAGUGAAGGAGGAUUUAAACCACCUACAUACAAGUGUAUUUUAAAACAGAAAACAAAUGUCUCUAAAUAUUUGCAGUCAAACACCAUCUAUUCAGGUGGAGGAGAAAGACGGUUUCAGGAAGACAGAGCUAUCUCAUCAAGCUUUCCCAAGAAGCAUCUCCAGGUGGGGAAUCAGGCUAGAAUUUCAGUCAUCUGGAAAGGACUUAUUCAGAUGUUCAGUUUAAAGCGGUUUGCUGCAAAAGCAUAUCCUGUUUCUGGCUCUGGCUAUCAUCUCUUUCAGACUCUACCUGAUCUACUUCAAUCAAGGGGCUGCAUUCUCCCUGAGGACGUCUGGGCCUAUUUUGACAGCAUAUGGCCAGCAAAGACCAAGGAGAUGGCCUUGAUAAAAUUCCACCCAAGCUUGACAAAAGGCUGCAGCCCUUACAACAUGCUGUAUUCUUAUCUGAACAAUAAACAGAGAUACGGCAUUGUGGACAACAACCAUAUGGAGAUGUUUAUGGUGCCACUAGCAGCUUACCAACCAGUACCUUCCAAACUCCACCCACUGGGUGGCCCAGGGCUUGAUGCGUCUCACCCUUCCUUGUUGCUGGGAUUAAUUCUACCCAAGAGACCUCCCACUGGGCCUGGCCCUUUACCAAAACCCAAAAGAAAGAAUGUGACUUUUAAGGACAGCAUCGAAAUCCAGUACUUUCCUCUUCCUUCGCAAGUAGACGCUCAUCAGCACCAGCCACCGCAACCCCUGUCCCCGAAUGAGCCUCUCUGGGAACGUGAUUGUCUUGCAUUGGUUCUUCCGUGGUGUGAGCCACUUCUCAGUGAGAAGUCAGUCAGCAAGAUGGUCCACGGGGCUCUUUCCUCGUUUCACCAAGAAACAGCUGGAGAUGAAACCAGUCAGUCUCUUUCAGAUGUUAUUCUGCAGUUGCAGUGUGACUCUUCUUUGAUCGAGGGACAGUUGGGCAAUCUGACAUUGGAAACCUUGGGAGUGCAAUCCCAGCAGGCUGAGAUUUGCACCAAUCCUGGCCCCUUACACCUCAGGAACCCUCUUGGGCUUCUUCUGCCCUCUGAGACCGUCCGCCCAAAUCAUCAUGGAGUGGAUGGAACACACGGAGCAGAUCUCUUGGACACUUCGCACUUGCUGAACAUGCUUUGUCCUGAGCCUGUGCCGCCUGCAGAAGCAUCCGAGGCUCCAUUGCCACCCCUGAUCCCUAGUGCUGCACCUGUUGCCAGAGAUAGCAACUCACUCAUGAAGGACACUUUAUCUCUCAUCCACUAUGUGACACAGUUGCAGUCCAAUAUAAUCCCAGACCAGGAGCCUCCUCCUGGUCCUCCAUCUCUCCUCCAUCCAUUUUCUACAAUGCCACCAGAAACUGCCUCUGCAUUGUCCCCAAUUGUAGCAGGGCUAGAGGUCCCAGCAGUUCAGCAGAGUGAUGACGAAGUGUAUGCCCAGCUUCAGCUGCUCCUGUCCUUGCUGGGGGGAUUGGCUCAGCCCCCUUCUACUUGACAAUCCAUCCUCUAAGCAGCUCUCUAAACCUUGUGAUAAGCAAAGCAUGCUUUGGGAACGCUUAAUCAGGAUUAAAAACAGCAUUAUCUGAACACUGGGCACAAAAUGCUCAAGAGCUGCAAAUAAUGUAGAGCAGAAUGACUUGGGAGGGGAUUUGACGUCCUCGGGAAUGGGUAGUAUAAUAUAGAAUUUCAUUAGGCAUAUGCGGCCAGUAAUCAAGAGAGAAGCCAAACAGGGAGUUACCAUUAAGGUUUUGUGUAAGCAAACAUGGUCUGGUAGAUCUGCCUAAAAAUAACCUUCCGGCAUUACAUUCACUUUUGAAACAAAUACAAAUUAAACAAAUACAAAUGGAGGUGAAGGUGAGUUAACUGUCUUUUUUAGCAUGAUUUAAAUUUUAUCUUCCGGAGAGGAAGAAAAUUAGAAGUGGGGAUCUAAUGUUGAAUAUGCUUUUUAAAUUAUUUUUGCAACUUCCAAGAAGACUUUUAAAAAUAGUUAUUUUAUAUUUUAAAAGACGUUAAUUCACGUUUCACAAGAUCCUUUUCCUUUGGAAAGCUUGAAUCUAAGUUCAGAACAUUCUCACAGUGAUUUGGAUAGCAGAACAUUGGUGCUGAUUAUGCAUACACUGCUGGGUGGUAUAUGUCUUUAUCAAGUGUGCAUCUAACUAUGCAAUAAGACCCCCAGCUGAAGAAGUGAACAUUCUCUUGCUUCCAUUCCUAGUCAGGAAUCCUGAGAAGCACUGAUUGGUUGCAAACCAUGGCAAGUUACUGUUUUGUUAAAAGGUCGUGUCUACACCUUUCAUAGGGCCCAAAUUUACACAUUGUGGUGGCACAGCUGCAUUGUAGUCCUAUAUCGAGUCACCCCAGUCUCUAAACCCAUUGAAAUUAAAUGGGUUUAGGCUGAAGUAAUUCUGCAUAGGAUUGCACUAUUGGGUUUUUAAGGGGGAUCUGCCCCAGCCAUGCAGAAAAGAGGAAGCGUGUUUGUGUUUGGUCCAAUUUACGGAUCAAGGGGGGUGUUUUGGAUGAAGGGGGGGAAAUGGUCUAGGGGAACAAAUGCUGCAGGGAAUGGUGUGUAUGGUAGAAGUGUAGUUAUUUUUGUAUUUUACCAUUAUGGAAGUUGAAUAACAGUAUUGGGCAAGAGGGGGGAGUCUGAAUAGGAAAACUUGAAUUAGGAUGAUAGGUACUAGUUUUGUUGUCUGAAUACAAGAUGCUGUUGCAGCAGAUUUGUUUCUGUUUUCAAUGUCAAACAGUUCAAAAGAGUUCAAUGCAAUAAAGCUUUUAUUAUGUUUU
Messenger RNA from Heteronotia binoei (common prickly gecko), 5066 nucleotides. RefSeq names its product SPOC domain containing 1 (gene SPOCD1). Gene Ontology annotation, biological process: DNA-templated transcription. NCBI's taxonomy places the organism in Eukaryota, Metazoa, Chordata, Lepidosauria, Squamata, Gekkonidae. The record is from RefSeq and is a predicted model, not a curated record. The transcript has 16 exons. Gene Ontology annotation, cellular component: nucleus. The coding region runs from base 340 to 3780 and encodes 1146 amino acids.